CUUCCUGUUUAUUUUUUAGCAAAAGUGAGGCGCUCUCCUUCGUACGACGACUAAAUACACCCGAGAUUAGCCGGCCGCGGAGCACACGAAGCUCUUGCAUAUGCUGAAUUCACGGCUGCUGUUUUAUUUUCAACGUAUGUCCGGUUCCCGUCACAGUAUUGCUGUUGCUGCUGAAGUUACCAUUAGCAACUGGGCAGCGCCCGGCUCGACACCUUCCGACGUCGCUGAUGUUGUGCUGCCAAAUACAGUAGGCUAACUCAGCAGCACAGGCCUUGAAAAGCUAGUGGAUGAUUUGCUGUUGAGGUGCUGGAACGACUGGCGAUGGUUCACACAUAGGGUCCCACUGAGCAGCUCUACCAUGCUGCCGGGAGUCGGUGUGUUUGGCACAGGGAGCACGGCCCGAGUGCUGGUCCCACUGCUAAAAGCUGAAGGCUUUGAGGUUCAUGCACUCUGGGGGCGAAGUGAAGAGGAAGCAUGCUGCUUGGCAAAGGAGCUCGGCAUCCCGUUUCACACCAGCCGAUCUGACGACGUCCUGCUGCAUCAGGAUGUUGACCUUGUCUGCAUCUAUAUUCCACCAUCCAUGACAAGGCAGAUAGCAGUCAAGGCACUGGGUAUCGGUAAGAAUGUCGUGUGUGAGAAAGCUGCAACUGCUGUGGAUUCAUUCAAGAUGGUCACUGCAGCCAGAUACUACCCACAGCUGCUCAGCAUUAUGGGUAACACCCUGCGCUUCCUGCCAGCUUUUGUUGCAAUGCGCCAGCUGCUGGUGGAGGGAUAUGUGGGCGAACUGCAGGUGUGCGAUGUUCGAGUCUAUGGUCCGAGCCUGCUGGACCAGUCGUACGGCUGGACCUGCGAGGAGCUGAUGGGAGGAGGCGGUCUUCACACCGUCGGCUCCGCCAUCAUCGACCUUUUGAGUUACCUGACAGGCACUCGGGCACACCGCGUGCACGGUUUACUGCGGACCUUUGUGCAGCAAAACGGUUUGAUCCGAGGGAUCCGCCGCGUGACCAGCGACGACUUCUGUUUCUUCCAAAUGUUGAUGGGUGGGACAGGGUCCAGUGGUGUCUGCUGCACUGUGACCCUAAACUUCAACAUGCCGGGGUCGUUUGUACAUGAGGUUAUGGUAGUUGGAUCCACUGGGAGAUUAAUUGCCAGAGGGACAGAACUGUAUGGGCAACGCAACGGGAGUAAAAGCGAGGAGCUGUUGGUAGGCGACAGCGGCUGGGUGGGACCAGAGGUAAAAGAAAUGCCCCUGCCUCUCCUGCAGGGCCUGAGCUCCAUGGUGAAGGCGCUAAGGCAGUCUUUUCAGGCUCAGGAGGAGCGCCGGUGUUGGGCACGGGGACCAGUCGCCACUGCACCAACGUUUGAGGACGGUCUGUACGUGCAGACGGUGGUGGAGGCGGUGAAGCGGUCCAGCAGCAGCGGAGAAUGGGAGUGUGUUGAGAUCAUGAGUCAUGAACCUGAUCCAAACCAGAACCUGUGUGAGGCUCUCCAGAGAAACAAAAACUAGAUCUGUUUAUUCACCCAGUGCGACUACUGCAUGUCUGACAAAACGGAGCUCUGAAUGUUUCAAGUCCGCUGCUUCGACCUUAUAUGUGACACAUGACUACUUGGCUUUUUUUUUUUUUUUUUUUUAACACACUUGUCACAAUUUGAACAUAAUUUUUUGUAUUUGAACGAAUAGGACUGCGUUGUGAAUGCUUGAACCCUCACAUAUGUGAUUUGUUUGUACACUAAAAUUUGUAAACCACAGCUCUAUUAUUCUGAUUCUCACCAGAAAACAUUACCAUAGCUGUAAAGCUCAUUUAAACGUGUUAAAAGCUACUUGUGCCCCACUGGCAGACACCUUACGCUGCCUUUAUUCUCAUGAAGAUGCGGAGUCAUGAUUUCAGAUUUUUGGCUAAAAAAGGAUCUACACCUACAUUAGUUGUUAGCCAAUAGUAGAUUUUAAUUUUAAAAAAUGGUUUUAGGUUGUUGUUGGGGUUUUUUCCCAACUUAUAAGCAGUUUCUUUUGAUUUAUUAAUAUAGAUAGAAAAAAAUUAUGAAGUCUGAAUAAGUGCAUUACCCCUGAACUUCCCUUUUUUUCUGGUUAUUGUUUGUUUGUUUUUUGUUUGUUUGUGUUUUCUUUUCUUUUCUUUUAAAGUUUGGGUAUCACCGGAGAGUUUGAGCUGAGUCCAAUAUUUCUCUAUGACCACCAGCUGGCUCGCUGGCUAAUAAACCAUGUGCCAGCAGGAACAGUUCAUUGAACUCUGCAAGAAGUCAGUGGUUUCAGGACAGAUUGAAAAGAGUGUCUCAGUCAUAUCUGAGUUUGUUUUGGCCCACUGAUAACGUGGGAGGGAUUAAUGGGUACAGUAUGCCUGUUUUAUCUGAAUUAAUAGUCUCAGCUUGUAUAUACACCCUUUUUGAUGGUACAGCAGAAUUUUAGAAUUCAUAGAUAGUUAUUUUGUUGAGCCUUCAGCUCUGGGUCAAGGAUCCUUUCCCCCACUUUGCAAAUCCUGGUCUGUAAGUGUCAGCACAUUGGUUGCAGUUCACCAGCUGACGCCUGUGCUAAAAGUUUUGUACUGUAGCUACAGAAAGAUUUGUCCAAUUUUUCAGGCGAUUAAUAAUGCUGUGUAUUACUAUAGGGAAACUGGAACACCAUGUGAUUCUCUACUGUAGAUAAAAUUUAGACUUUAAUAUGUUUAAAUGGAAAUAUAUUGGUGUUAAUGUACACUUUUAGCACUUUUAGCACCUUUUUAUAAAAGAGGGAGUGUUUACCUCAGCCAUGAAUGUGACCAUCGCAGCAGCCGGGUGAUUUGACUAACAAAUGACCCGUUGUGAUUCUGGUAGAACUCAAAUUAGAGCAAGUAUAAUGGAGCUGUGUUCAGUUUACUUUCUGUUUUAUUUUUCACCAUGUAAUAAGCAUAUUUUAGACAUUUGCAAAAAGAGGCUUAAUAAUGUGUUUGUUACAAAAUGGCCAUGACUUACAUGAUACCAGGGAUUGAGUAAAAUAAGCUAUGUAGAGAAUAAAAUAACAGUCUGUAGCAAUGCCCCUGAAUUCCCCACUGUAAAUGUAUACUGAACUCUAUUACUCCUGUAAGCUGGAGAAGAGGAUGUAGAAAGUGUGCAGUUCCCUGCUGCACAGACAGAGCAGCAGUCACGGUUUUACCAAAGUACAUUAUAAAAUUUCAAAAUAAAAGCUCUACUUUAGGAUGGAUGAUUCAGCCAUGUCCUGUUGGAUAACUGGAUUAUGCCUCAGGGAGUUGUUAGUGCAUACGCUUAGCACCUGUUUUUCCAUUUUACACUGAUCGUAUUCCAUAAGGAUGUAGACCUUUCACCAUUUUAAACUGGUAUUUCCAGUUUAUUUUGAUGUGUAUUUUCAUAGACAGUAUAAAAGAUGAACGAAGCUUUCAAGUCUAAAAAUUGAAGCCAGCCUGGAAGUGCCAUAAACUGAAUUCUUUUUAAAGGCAAAACCUGCAAUACUGUGGGGGGAAUGACCAUUGAAUUUGACCUGUGUAAACACUCUCCUGCUGAGUCACUCAUUUUGGGUCACGCUAAAUAAAUGAUUAAGUCUGUUUUCUAAAUUGGUGGUCAUUUGUGUCAGAUAAAAAGAUUUUUGAGGUUAUGCUGGUUAGCUAGCAGCUUGUGAUUGGCAAGUUGUUAUGAGCAUCACAGUAGCUAUGUCCAUUUUUUUAUACUGUCCAUGGAUUUAUCAAAUAGAUUAUAAGAUGACAACAACAUUGGAAAUAAAAGCUAGGAUGCUUAGGGGGAGUCAUUCCCACAUGCUCUGUUUGUUUGUUUGUUUGUUUCAGUUUUCUUCUGUGAUGUUUUGGCCAAACAAUGACUGCUGAGAUCAAACAUCAGUGGAUUAUUUGGAUUGUGUCUCAGGGAGUGUUUUGGAGAUGUUCUUGGCACCUGAUUUCCACUUCACACUGAUCAUAAUCUAUUUAACCGGAGAGCUUCUACCAGCCUUCAGGUUGCAAAGCAGAAGAUUAAAGUAGCAGCCGGCUCUUCUUAGCAUUCACAGGGUUUAGUGAUAAACUCUGAGAUUUAUUUGAUUCAAAGCCUGAGUGGUUUUAAAGUUUGUGUUAAAGGUGUGUUUACAUUUGUUAAGCACUGAAGUAAAUUGUAGAUUUUUUUUUUUUUUUUGUAAACACAUGGGGUCACCAGUCGUUCAGAAACUGUAUGUAUAUUGAGUGGAACCACUGGAUUUGAUGUGUGUGAGAGUGUAAAUGUGCUCCGAGCCAGACAAGCUUCACAGGUGUUGUAGUCACUCACUGCUUCUUACUUCUGCUGACUAUCCUAACAAAUCGUGGCUUCACUGUUGCUAACGCUGGUAUGGCAGGAAGUGACACGGCGUGUGUACUGCUUUGGUCUGGCGUGUCUGUCCCCUCCUUCAACACCACACAGGAUCUGCAGAUAUAAACAGAUGCCCGUUACACUCUUACUUCAUUCUGUCCCAACAGUGCUUUACAAAAACAGGAAGUUGAGUUUACAUUAAGUGUCUUUAUAAAACACAAAGCAUGUCACGUUUGCCUGCAGGAUGUUCCAUAAUCUGACACUACUAAAAUACAUUCCAGCAUUCAUCAUCAUCUUCUUGUCUACAGUUGUUUUGUUGUUUUUGCACUGAGAAUGACAUGAUGCCACAUAUUUAAUAAACAGCGUGAUGCUUGUAGCGUCCAGCCAGCUCACUGAGGAACACUUUUUGUAUUUAUUUGUAAGCUCAAGUGGAGAAAGUUUGCCAUUUUUUUGUGUUUUCAGCCUGUGAACUUCUUUUUAAACCUGUUUGAACUUUUGUGGAUUUUUAAGCACUAAUGUGUUGCUUUAAAGUAGGGAAACUGUAGUGCUCAUCCGCUUGACGGAUAUUUCCUUUAAUAAAAACGGCUGCCUUUGUUUAA
Messenger RNA from Oreochromis niloticus (Nile tilapia), 4874 nucleotides. RefSeq names its product glucose-fructose oxidoreductase domain containing 2 (gene gfod2). Lineage: Eukaryota; Metazoa; Chordata; Actinopteri; Cichliformes; Cichlidae. The coding region runs from base 359 to 1507 and encodes 382 amino acids. The record is from RefSeq and is a predicted model, not a curated record. The transcript has 4 exons. Gene Ontology annotation, molecular function: nucleotide binding.